Molecule: messenger RNA, 411 nt
Organism: Plasmopara halstedii
Lineage: Eukaryota; Oomycota; Peronosporomycetes; Peronosporales; Peronosporaceae
Exons: 1
Coding region: 1-411 (136 amino acids)
Source: RefSeq, a predicted model, not a curated record
AUGGAGAUCCUCGAACUUAAAAAUAAGCUUGAUGGCUUAAGAAAAACAUUGGAGGUGGCAGCAAACGGGCAUGACCUUCGUCAACUUUCACUUGAACAAGCAUUCAAAACGCUCAAUUUUAAUGCCAAAAGAUUGAUGAAAAUAGAAGAUCGAUCAGAGCGUUUUGACGCGAAUUUUGAAAGUACGGAGAACCGCGUUCUUUUCGAACACGCUGGCUUUCUUUCGUCUACUUCAUCGAGUAAGAGUACAUCCUCUCCUCCGACUGAUGCGACUACUGCUAUGAACUAUGCAUUGUGGGAUGCUUUUGCUGUUAAUUGUUUUGCUUUCGAAAAGUGGAGGGAAUCCGAGCUCGGAUAUGUUGUCAUGGCCACGCUCUCAGAUCCAAAAAUAAGAAACUUAAGUCAUUUCUAG